Eruca vesicaria subsp. sativa (arugula) is the source of this 2095-nucleotide messenger RNA. NCBI's taxonomy places the organism in Eukaryota, Viridiplantae, Streptophyta, Magnoliopsida, Brassicales, Brassicaceae. The record is from the annotation of a GenBank genome assembly.
UCAGAUUUUAAUUUUCUAGAAAGAAAAAGAGGAGACGACAAUUGUUUUUCUCUUCUUUCCAUAUUUUAGAGAAUCUCUCCCUCCCUCCCAUCUUCACCUUAGAUCCCUGAUUUUCACGGCGGAUCGAUCCCUGAUUGAUUGAGUUUGUUUUUUGUUUAUCUGGAUUGAUCAAUCACGGAGAAUGGACGAGUUUGGAGUUCUGACGGAGCGUUAUGGGAUCAAGCCCCAAGGCAAAUCUGCUCCAAUGGCUGCCUCCAAGCGUUCUCCCAACAAUCCUCAGACCUGGAAAUCCACCACGACGACGACAUCCUACUCUUCCAAUAAGGUAUCCUCUGGUAACGGAUCUUCCCAUUACGGUGACGACAUUUUCUUUACCUCGAGCUCGACUACUUUGAACGGCGCUAGUUCCAGUGGAUUUGACGAUUUCGAUGUUUUCGGUGGGCUGAGCAAUAACAAAAGCAAGUCCUCAUCUUCAUCGCACGGUUUUGAUGCUCAUGACUUGUUUGGUGCUAUGCCUGCAUCAUCAAAUAAUGAUGAUAUUUUCGGGUCCUUCUCUUCCUCUACGAAGCAGAAGCAAUACGCUCCUGUUGAUGAUUUGUUGGGUGAUAUGGGUGGAUUUGGUACUAAAUCGAACAAUUCAGGGAAGAAUGGUUUUGAUGAAUUGAUACCUGGUUUUGUUGCAUCUUCUCAUACCACUAGCAGCAAGACUACCGCAUCCAACUUUGCUGAUGCUGACCCUUUUGUGGUUCUGGAGUCAGCUAUGUCUGGAGCGCAUUCUUCUUCCGGUAUCUUCGUGGAUCCACUUGAUGCAUUUGCUGCUUCUGUCAGUUCUCAGGGGACAAAACCAGCUACUACCUCACAGGCUUCUUCAAAACUCAAGCCUCCACCUAAACCAACGCAAAAAGUUAACAGAGCUAAGAGUUCAGUGAUGUCUUCAGUAGACGAACUUGACGACUUUGCCAUGGGUACCAUGCGUCGUAGUGCCUCCGCCUCUGACGCUGCCAGUAAAUAUAAAGAAGCUGAAGAGACAAAACAGUUUGGUGUAGAUGACCUCGACUCUUUUUUCACCUCUGGGCCUCGCUCCAGCAGUGUACCAAAAUCACGGACAACAACUGAAGCAACUCGCAAGCCAGCAGUCAACGUGCCAAAAAAGACGACUAAUGGGGUUUCUAGUGCAAAGAAGCCUCCUGCUUCAACAAAUCUGGUGGAUGACUUUUCUGCACUUUUUGGAGAGGACCCUAUUUUUAAAGAAUUUGAGGAAAUCCCUGGGGAAACCGAAGAAAGAAGGAAGGCCAGAUGGGAUCGUGAACAGAGAACAAAGAGCCGUGUGGCACAAGCUGUAGCUGAUAUGAAUAAUCGUGAUCAUCAAUCUCGUAUUGAACAAGAACAGAGAACUAGGAUUUCUGAGACUGCUGAUAGUGAGAUAAGGCGUUGGGUAACUGGAAAAGAAGGAAACAUGCGUGCGCUGUUGUCUUCUUUGCAAAAUGUACUUUGGCCUGGAUGUGGUUGGGAGGCCGUUUCACUGACAGAUUUGAUCACUUCUUCAGCAGUGAAGAAAGUGUAUAGGAAGGCAACGCUGUUUGUUCAUCCCGAUAAAGUUCAACAGAAGGGAGCCACUCUUGAACAAAAGUAUAUUGCCGAAAAGGUUUUUGACAUUUUGAAGGAAGCUUGGAACAAGUUCAACAAAGAGGAGCUCUCUUAAGCCCCCCAUAUGUUUCGGAUCUAGUUGCCCCCUGAGAUCUUCAAUUAAGGUUUGAGAACCGUGUGCUUUCCAGUUGAGCUUGAAUCAGGACUGAGUACGUCUCAAUUGUUGAUUUAGAGGUAGAAACAUCUGAAGAGACUUGGUACCUGCUUGUUUGUGUCUCUGUGUGCUUAUUAUCUCUACGGAUAAUUGUCUGCGAACUUCCUUGAGUCUUGACUUGUUUCAUUUUCGUUUAUCUCAUUCUUUUCCUUUAACAGUAACUCGGCACUUGUCAUCUUUAUGCACACCCAAAAAAACCAUGGGGGAUAUUGUAUAGCCCCAAAAAAAAACAAUAGAUUUUUCUCUUAUAUAAAAAAUAUAUAAUGUUCUUAUUUAGCUCUAGCAUAGAGAUGG